CUUUAAUGCUUUUUUGACUUCUGAGAUUUUCUUCUGCCUUUCCAUUUUCAGUAGCAACUCAGAUGGUAUUGGAAUGGCCAUUUUCAUCAUCUGGGUCAGCUGGGUGGUCCAUGAUAGAACAAGCUAAAGAAGAGUUGCAGAUGCUGGAAGCAAAUCACCCUCAUCGUUUUGAUUAUCUGAAACUUGAGCUCAGAUCAUUCAUCUUCCUCCUCGAGUCCCAAAACUUGCAGCUUCCCAAGAACAGCACCAUGAUGUCCUGUUCCGCUGCUACCACCCAAGCUUCAACAAGCAAGAAGAGGAAGAAGAGUGGUUCCGAGAUGCAAAGAAGAAUGGAGAGUAAUGUUGAAGCAUGCAGACGAAAACUUCCGAGGGUUGGUCAUGGUGGUGGGUACAUGAAAAGGAAUGACAGUGUUGAUGCAGCUAUUGAGAGGGCCCAAGCUUGUCUCCACAAGAUUCAGCAAUUCAAGAACCAGUUUUUGGUGAUAUAGGACAAGGGUGGUCAUAGUUUUGACUUAAGGGCACGUAUGGGUGUCAAAAGAGAAUCGAACCAUUUCAUUUUUCUGUCUUAAAGUUACAAUCGAGUCACAUUUGAGGCAUUUUUUGAACUAUUGGGUGAGUAUGUUAUUGGUAUGUGGUAUGCUUGUCAUUUGGACUCGGGUAUGUGAGCUUGGGUAUGCUGGUCAUUUGGAUUCUCUUGUGAAGCUUUGUUGAGCAUUUUGCAUU
Molecule: messenger RNA, 723 nt
Organism: Ilex paraguariensis (yerba mate)
Lineage: Eukaryota; Viridiplantae; Streptophyta; Magnoliopsida; Aquifoliales; Aquifoliaceae
Source: the annotation of a GenBank genome assembly